AUGGCGACGGGAGCUUCCCGAUUCCGACGGGCAAAGGGGGCGGUUACAACUGGCUUGGUGCCGGCCGCGAAAACAGUACAGACGGAUGCUGGAUGGGAGCUCAUCUUUGGCGAGGAUGUGGAGAACCCGGAAGUCUUGGAGCAGCACCGGUUCGGCUUGCAGAUGGCGCUCCUUGGACAGGGAACGCCGGAGGGCUUCGUGGAUCACGAGUUUCCUGCGCAAGCCCGGAGCAUUGAUGGUCUCCAGGGCCCGGCCGUCCGCCGCGGCCAGGAGACUCUGAUGGAGCUCUUGAAGACCGUGGACCAGGAGGAGGAGGACGAGGAGGAGGAGCUGGCUCCGGAUGCCCCGCGCUGCCCCUGCGGCCGACGCUCCCGGCAGGGGCGGAUCCAGCUGCCGGGGGCCGUGGCCCGGCGUCCCUACUUCCGCUGCGCCGCGCGCGCCUGUCGCUUUUUCAGCUUCGGAGAGUUCCCGGUGACGCCGGAGGCGCAGGCUCUCUCCUGGGUACGGCUGCGAGCCAUCUCCCCGCAACAGAUGACGAUGACCGGUCAGCAUUUGGUCACGGUGGGACGGGAUGGCUUCCGACCGGAGGAUGCGCGCCUGGGUCCGGAAUGCGAGUCCUUGGGAGACACGCUGUUUGUGGAUGCACUUGCAGUGCUGACAGAACGGCCGAGAGCUUUGCAGAAGCUCCUGCCGAACACAUCGGCAACGGCAGGCUGCCACGAGAUCCGACUCUGCAUCGAGGGCAUCUGGCGAUCACUGCUGCUUGACGAGCGCCUGCCAAUGACCUCUUCUAGCCAGGCUCCCGGUGUAGACAAGAAGAACUUUCACGAGCUGCUGGCUUUUGGGCGCUGUGCGGGCAACCAGCUCUGGAUCCCAUUGCUAGAGAAGGCAUAUGCCAAGGCGCACGGGGCCUACCAGUUUGCCUUUCCUGGCACAGCUCUGCACGUCUUCUUAGAGGAGCUUACGGGUGCGGUCGUGGAACAGGUCCAGCUUGGGAAGCCCAGUCGAAGCAGCUCCGGGGAAGCUCUGGAUUCUGAAGAGCUCUGGGAGUUUUUGCUCCGCCACCAGCGAGAGGGCACUCUCCUUUGCUGCGUCUCGCGGUAUCCCCUCCAGACCUCCGCCCCUUCGGCCUUUGCGGUGCUGGAGAUGCAGGGACAGGGCUCCAAAGGUCGGGCCGUGCGCCUCCGGAACCCACGGGUCACUGGAGUUCAAGCUACAUUGGCCUACGAGCGCAUCCUCUCCCUUUUGCGGGGUACCCCGGCUGAGGCGUCGACCUAUGCCGAUGGCUCUUUCUGGGUUCAGUUUUCGGACUUCCUCACCGGCUUCUCACAGGUAUGUAUCUGCCAUGCCUCCUCCACCGGGGGCUCCCUUCUCCACACGCGGACCUUCGAGGGAGACUUCACGCCCGAGCGCGGAGUUGGGAUCCGCGGCUGCAGCCUUCGCCUGGCCGCGCAUGCCGGCACGGAGCCCUGCGAGGUUUGGCUCUCUCUCCUACAACCGAUCCCAAAGGGGGCCCGGCUCCUGCAGCCAUCCAUGGGGCAGGUUUUGAACGACCUCUCCCUGGUGGUCCUGGAUGCUUCCACCGGCGAGGUGGCCGCGGCGGCCCUCUUCGGGGCCCGGCAAAGCGGGAGCUGUCGCGUAGCGCUGGCACCUCACCAGGUGGCGAACUGGCUGGUAGUGCCCUUCAGCCGUCGGGCAUGGCCAGGAGCCGUGCGGCUGCGGGUACAUGCGUCGCAGCCCGUGGAAGUGCAGCGGCUGUCAUCGGAGCAUCACGAAAGGGAAGCGCCUUGGAAGCCGCUCUGGACCAUGGUGUCGGCCGCAGCACAGGGCACGGACGGCUCCGCCCCGGCGCUGCGCGGGGGCCUGCGGAGCGCAGGCUGCGCUGUGAGGAGGGCCGUGAGCGUGACAACGGCUGCAGGAGAGAUAACAGCAGUGACGGUCGAUCUGUUGGAGCUUCGGGCGGAGGGUGUCGUGGUGCUUCUCCUGGACAACACCUUUGCGAAGCACGCCUUGCUCUUCGAAGGUGCAGUUGAGGGCAACUUCGUGGUCACACAGACCUCUCGUGGACAGCAGGUGGGAGACUGGUGCGGGGAAAGGAACGAGGAAAGUUUCAGUGCCGGAGCCCGCACGCAGUGGCGCCGCUUCAAGGUGGAGGAUGUUGUGCCCCCGGCCUCGCGGCAGAUGCUCUCGAUACACUUCGCAACAGGCACGGAUUGGGAGACCGAGCUACUUGGCAUGAAGGCCGUGGUUGUACCGGUGGCGAUGGUUGGGGCUCGGCCCGCGAACCACCCCUUCGCCCCGUACGCCAUCCGUGGCGAGGACUCUCUGCCACCGGGCCUCGCCGUGGUCCAGGAGGGCACUGGCGAAGGGUCCGCUUCCGGAGGACCGUCGUCGGAAGCUGUGGAGUCGCAAGAGGAUGCGGAGCUGCAGUUGGCUCUGCAGCUGUCGAUGCAGGAACUGCAGGAACGGGAAGCUCAGCCGAAAGUCGGAGAGCCGCGCCAGCGCUGGAAACGCCGCAACAGGGCCGAGGGAGGCAGCGAACCGAAGAGCUGCUGCGAGCUUCUCCCCGAAGGGCCUUUGAGGGCCAUGCAAUGCUGCGCCAAAGUCUGCCGGACCUGCGCCGUGCGAUGGGCCACGGAGCAGGAGGCGCAGGGCCUCGCUGCCACGGAGAUCCAGUGCCCGCAGUGCCAAGCUGCAGUCGAAGAGGCCGUGCUCCGCCGCCUGCUGAGCAAAGAGGCCUUUCAGCGGGCCAAGGAGCGCCUGAAGCCACGGCCAACAGCCGCCCCUCCGCCCGAAAUCCCCAGCACGACGAUGGCGCGCCUGGGUCUGAAGCAAUGCCCCGGCUGCGGAGAAGGUCUCCAGAAAGAGUCCGAGACCUGCCACAAGAUGAUCUGCCGCAGCUGCCGCGCCCGGUUCUGCUUCCGGUGCCUCAUGCGCCUGGAGUACUUCAACUGCGGCUGCACGGGUGCAGAGCACCGCUUCGUGGAUCCAGUAGACGGCCG
This is a messenger RNA of Symbiodinium sp. CCMP2456, 3002 nucleotides long. The record is from the annotation of a GenBank genome assembly. Lineage: Eukaryota; Dinophyceae; Suessiales; Symbiodiniaceae.